Messenger RNA from Recurvomyces mirabilis, 954 nucleotides. RefSeq lists its product as uncharacterized. The transcript has a single exon. NCBI's taxonomy places the organism in Eukaryota, Fungi, Ascomycota, Dothideomycetes, Mycosphaerellales, Teratosphaeriaceae. Gene Ontology annotation, molecular function: hydrolase activity. The record is from RefSeq and is a predicted model, not a curated record. The coding region runs from base 1 to 954 and encodes 317 amino acids.
AUGGCUGAGGAAGUCGUCACACGCUUCUUUAUCUUGUCGGAUACCCACGGCGACCGACUACCAAUUCCCGCAGUGACCUUCGACGUGGCGAUACAUGCUGGUGACUUGACCGAGGAGUCCAAGCUCGACGAGUUCAAGGAUGCUAUCUCAUUGCUUCGUGAGGUCAAUGCGCCUUUAAAACUCGUCAUACCUGGCAACCACGAUUUCACCCUUGAUGAGCCCAUGUUCAAGAGAAAGCUUGCGGCGAUCGAGCCUCCGCCCGAUGAUGACCUAGUCAAGCGCGAGUAUGGUGCGUUUGGCGAAGUAUCACGCCUUUUCGACGACGCAACAAAGUCUGACAUCGUCCUACUCGGAGAAGGCACUCACAAGUUCAAGCUUGCAAAUGGUGCCUUAUUGACCGUAUAUGCUAGUCCAUACACUGCAUCCCUAAGUGACUGGGGCUUUCAAUAUCAUCCUCAGCAGGGCCACGAUUGGUCAAUCAGCAAAGACGUUGAUGUCGUGAUCACUCAUGGUCCUCCCAACGGUGUGCUCGACUACACCGACUCCCAAACAAGAUCCGGCUGCCCGGGCCUCUUUGCUGCAGUAGCACGUGCAAGGCCACGCCUUCACUGCUUCGGUCACAUCCACGAAGGCUGGGGAGCCAAGAGAGUGACUUGGCGUGAUACGCCGAGCGAUCAGCCAUCACACUUCACCGACAUUGACAAUGAUGAGUCGCAUGUGGUCCAAAAUCUGGCAGGGCUUCGUGCAAAUCGCUAUGAUGAUACCGCGGGCAUAGCAACAAAAAAGGAGACACUGGACAAAUACAUGAAGCAGCGAUACUAUCCAGCCAAAGAGGAACUAUGCAAGGACAUCAACACACUUUUUGUGAAUGCGGCCAUACAGGGCCCAGAAGAAGGUACAUGGCAGCUGCCCUGGCUGGUCGAGAUCAAACUUCCAAGAGCGCCACAGGAGUGA